Messenger RNA from Oryza brachyantha (malo sina), 2912 nucleotides. RefSeq names its product P-loop NTPase domain-containing protein LPA1 homolog. Lineage: Eukaryota; Viridiplantae; Streptophyta; Magnoliopsida; Poales; Poaceae. Bases 119 to 2503 code for a protein of 794 amino acids. The record is from RefSeq and is a predicted model, not a curated record. The transcript is spliced from 8 exons.
GGAAGGGGUAGAGGACGGGCGGAUCCGGGAGCGAGGCGCGGGCGGCGGCGAGGGAGGUGGAGGAAGCGGCGCUGGCGGUGCUAGCGGAGAUGGAGGAAGAAGGCGGGUCCCGGCCCCGAUGGGAAGACGACGACGACGAGGAGGUGGUGGCGAUAGAGGAGCGGCGGGAAGCAACGGAGGAGACGGGGGGUGCUGGUGUGGUGUCGGGCAUCGCAGGGCAAAUACAACAGCAGCAACACGUAUACAAAGGCAAAGAGAAAAUUACGAAAUUGCCCCACCCAGCCCAGGCCUCUCCCUCUCAAAGAAGAAGAGGCAAAGGAAACAAGACAAGAGGCGAUCGAUCGAUCGACGGACUGCCAUGGCCGCCGCCGCCCAGGCGCAGGCGCAGGCCAAGCUCCUCUACAUUGUGGUGGUCGACGACGAUGCCUCCACCUUCCGCUACACCCGCUCCCUCCUCCACAGCACUCUGCAGCUCAUGGGAUGCAAGCCGCGCCACGCCUUCGAGAUCAGCGCCAGGGUCUUCGACGAGAUCCGAGCUCACAUGGCCGGCGAUAUGCCCAUGGCCGCCGGCCUGCAGCGCUACGAGCUCGCCGCCGACGCCGACGCGGCCAGCCCCAGACAGUUCCAGUUCGAGCUCUACAAGCGCCGCACCACCGUUCUCGUCCCGCGCCCGCUCUUCCUCCGCCUCGUCUGCCAGGCGCUCGCCCUCUACAAGUACGUCGCCCCCGACCAGCGUGCUGAUCUCCACCGAGCCUGCAGGAUCCGGGAAAGGAAGGAAUCUGUCACGAUUCUUCUCUGCGGAACCAGCGGCUGUGGCAAGUCUACUCUUUCCACCUUGCUGGGUAGCAGAUUAGGAAUCACUACUGUAGUCUCCACCGAUUCCAUACGCCACAUGAUGCGCAGCUUUGUUGAAGAGAAACAAAAUCCCCUUCUCUGGGCAUCUACCUAUCAUGCAGGCGAAUGCCUUGACCCAGUAGCGGUCGCAGAAGCAAAAGCUAGGCGGAAAGCCAAAAAAGGCUCAAGCAGCUCAAGUAUCGAUUAUGAUAAAACCAGGGCUCUCAAUGACAAAGCUGAUGGCAAACCAAUUGGGAAGAAGCAAAUGGCUAUAGAGGGCUACAAAGCACAAAGUGAGAUGGUGAUCGAUAGUUUGGACCGGUUGAUUACUGCUUGGGAGGAUCGCAAGGAAUCAGUUGUUGUUGAGGGUGUUCACUUGAGCCUUAAUUUUGUGAUGGGGCUAAUGAGGAAACAUCCUUCCAUAAUACCUUUUAUGAUCUACAUAUCUGAUGAGGGCAAGCACACUGAGAGGUUUGCCAUACGUGCAAAGUACAUGACACUUGACCCAACAAAAAAUAAGUAUGUCAAAUACAUUUCCAACAUUAGAACUAUCCAAGAGUACCUCUGCAGCCGAGCUGACAAGUACCUAGUUCCCAAGGUGAACAACACUAAUGUUGAUCGGAGUGUGGCUUCUAUCCAUGCCACCGUCUUUAGCUGCCUCCGUAGGAGAGCUGCUGGCGAUCAGUUAUAUGACCCUGCUACAAAUACAGUAGCAGUUGUAAAUGAGGAGUACAAAAACCAAUGUAUGGCUAACUCCAUGAGUUCUAAGGGGAUGUUCAAAUUGAUUCAAAGGCUAGGAUCCUCAAGAAAGCUCAUGGCCAUUGUUAAUGUCGAUGGAUCUGUUUCAAAGGCUUGGCCGGUUGAAUCCAGCAGUGGGGAUGGAAAAUGCAAUUCAGAAAAUGGCAGUAAGAAAUCUGUAGGUGAUCCAAUAUAUGGGCCUCUGAACAUUGGAAGGGCAGAGACCAUCAAUCUUCAGUUUGGCACUUUUGGAAUAAGUGCCUGGCCUACUGAUGCAGGCUGUACGAGUCAAGCUGGAAAUGCCAAUGAGUCACGGGAGAAUGCUAAUGAAGGCACUGGAAGUCAUGUUACUUCUUCUUCUGGUUCUCCUAAGAGGUUGGAUGGACACUGUAAAGAGAUUAAAGAAUCAGCAGCAGCAUCUGGGAGUGAUGAUGAUGAUGAAGAAGAAGAAGAAGAAGAAGCAGAUGUUCGACCUAAUUCAGGGAGUGAGGACCUAAGUGAAGAAGACACAAGGGAGAUACAUGAGAUGGAAGGUUCCGUCGAUGAAGAUUGCAAUAGGUCUGAUGAGGAAUAUGAUGACCUGGCCAUGCGUGAUAGUAUGGAGGAUGGUUUUUUGACCGAUGAUGGUGUUGUUCACACCAUACUAAGACAGUCUUCAAGCAACAGGUUAUUUGAUGGCAACGAACAGAAGCACAGCACAUUGAGAAAACGUCAAGUGAAUUUGCGUACCCUAUCAAAGAUUGACUUGGAUUUUCCUGACACUGCGCGCUCUUCGUCUGCUAUUGGCGCAAGCAGCAAGCGAAAUGGCACGAGGAGGUGGAAGCGGUCCUUGAGUGACUCGUUUCGUUCACGCCCACGGAGUGCUCCAUCUUUAGUGGAAUUGGCGUCAAAGCACAAGGGCUCAGCCGUUCCAGUGGCCCCUGACAAGUAGAUGUGCAUAUAACCAGGGUAUAUCUGCCUAACAAGUGUUUUCCAUGGGGCCUUAGACUAAACAGAUGAAUAACCAAACCUUUUCUUUCUUCCCGGUCUUUAACCCUCGAUUUUUCCCCCCGGACUUGGAGAGAAUGCAGAUAAAGGUGACUCUCUUUCGGAACUUCUAUUUUCUGUUUGCAUAUGUAUAAGGUGUAAAGGAUGAAAAUACAGUAUAUGUACUGUGUGAACCCUCUGAGAUAUAGAGAAGUUUCAGGCUAUUAGUAUUGCUCUUUUCUAUGCUGCUCAUCAACUUAACCUUGGCCAGGUAUGCAUGUUUAUGAUCUAUGUUCUGUAUUUGUGUUGGUGUUGCUGCUCGAGAUCCGCAUUGGAAUUACUCUCUCCAUAUUUUAAUACAUUCUAUAUUUUAA